Molecule: messenger RNA, 2421 nt
Organism: Pseudonaja textilis
Lineage: Eukaryota; Metazoa; Chordata; Lepidosauria; Squamata; Elapidae
Source: RefSeq, a predicted model, not a curated record
AUGGAAGAGAGUAUAAUAAUUAAAUUCUACCAGCACAUCCUUGCUUUGGCUUUUGCUGUGAAGGAGAUCAAUGAGGACUCCCAGAUCUUACCCAAUGUCACUCUUGGGUUCCACAUCUAUGACAGUUACUACAACCCAAGGAUGACCUAUCGCACCACUUUGGACCUGCUUUUCAAAUCCCAGGAAUUUGUCCCUAACUACAAAUGUGAUAUCCAGAAGAAUCUCAUGGCUAUCAUUGGGGGACUGGAUUUUGUCACAUCGUUUUAUGUAGCUGAAAUUACAGGAUUUUCCAAGAUUCCACAACUGACAUACGGCUCAUUAGCCCAAGAGGAAUUUCAGACCAGUAAGCUCUCUUCACUUUAUUUCAUGGUUCCCAAAGAGGAUCAUCAAUACAUUGGGAUUAUCCAAUUGCUUCGUCAUUUCAGGUGGACAUGGAUUGGCAUAUUUUCUGUUGAUAACAACAAUGGAGACAAAUUCUUACAGAAAAUUGAGCCCUUACUUUCUGAGAAUGGAAUAUGCUCAUCGUUUAUAGAAAGGCUUGAUCAAAAAAUCCACUUGGAAGGUUUCCUAGAAUUUUAUCAAAAAUUCUCAAUAAUUUCUAUUAAUAUGUUCUAUAGCAAAUCCAAUGUAUUCUUGGCCUAUGGAGAAUCCUGGACAAUUAUGUGGCUAAGAUUUGCAACAUUUCUGGUAGACCCUGAAAACAAGAAAAGUGAAUUAUUAAGAAAGGUGUGGAUCAUGACUGCAAAGAUUGAUUUUGUACUGUCAGGUGUUCAAAUCAGUUCGGAUCUCAAGAUGUACCAUGGGGCUAUUUCCUUCACUGUUCAUUCCAGAACAGUUGUAGGUUUCAGGGAAUUUCUUCAGGCCAUAAAUCCUGUUUCAGACUACAGAGAUGGGUUUCGACAAGAUGUUUGGGAACAGUCCUUUGAUUGUUCAUUUCCAAAGCCAGAAUUACAAGGAAUGCAUAGUAAGAAAUGCACUGAGGAGAUGAAGUUGGAGGAUCUUCCUGCACCUGUGUUUGAAAUGGAAAUGACAGCCCAAAGCUACAGUGUCUACAAUGCUGUUUAUGCUGUGGCUCAUGCUUUGCAGUCUCUACACAUAUUGAUGUUCAAUAGGAAGAAAACUAUGAUGGGUAAAAACCCCGAUCUUCUACAGCUGCAGCCUUGGCAGCUCCAUUCAUUUCUUCAAGGGAUUUCUUUUAACAAUUCAGCUGGGGAGAGAGUGUUCCUGAAUGACAAAGGGGAAGCAACAGGUGGAUUCGACAUCACCAACUUGAUCACAUUUCCUAAUAGAUCCUUUCAGAGAGUUAGAGUUGGAAAGAUGGAUCUACAGGCUCCAAAAGGAAAGGAAUUAUGGAUUGAUGAAGAUAUGAUUGCAUGGAAUACAGCUUUUAAACAAAUUCCUCCACUUUCUCGUUGCAAUGACCCUUGUUUCCCUGGAUGCUGGAAGAAAAGGAUUGAGGGGGAUCAGUUCUGCUGCUAUGACUGUGUUCCAUGCCUAGAAGGGAAGAUUUCAAAUCAAAAUGAUAUGGAAGACUGUUUUGAAUGUUCAGAAGAUCAUUAUCCAAAUAAAGAAAAGAAUGGAUGUACCUUGAAACUGCUAAUUUUUCUAACUUUUGAAGAAACCUUAGGAAUUGGCUUAGCCUCAGCAGCUCUUGGUUUCUUUUUGUUGACAUCUUGGGUUCUUGGAAUAUUUAUUAAGCACAGGGACACUCCUAUUGUCAUAGCCAACAACCGGUCCCUCACCUACACCCUCCUUCUCUCUCUUCUGCUAUGCUUUCUCUCUUCUUUGUUGUUCCUCAGCCAACCUGGAAAAUUGACCUGCCUUCUCCGACAAUCAAUGUUUGGCAUCACUUUCUCUGUAGCCAUUUCUAGUGUACUGGCCAAAACCAUCACUGUGGUUGUUGCCUUCAUGGCCACUAAACCAGGAUCUCAGAUAAGGAAAUGGGUGGGGAAAAGAUUGGCUUUUUCUAUUGUAGUUUCCUGUUCCCUCUUUCAAGUAUGUAUUUAUAUUCUUUGGUUGUCAACAUCUCCACCAUUCCCUGAAUUGGACAUGCACUCAGAAUUCCAAGAAAUGAUUUUACAAUGCAAUGAGGGGUCACCUUUCUUCUUCUACUGUGUCUUAGGCUACAUGGGUAUUUUGGCUGUUGCCAGCUUUAUUGUGGCUUUUCUUGCCCGAAAAUUACCUGACAGCUUUAACGAAGCCAAGUUCAUCACCUUCAGCAUGUUGGCCUUUUGCAGUGUGUGGAUCUCUUUCUUUCCAGCCUAUCUGAGCACAAAAGGAAAAGCCAUGGUAGCUGUGGAGGUCUUCUCCAUCUUGGCCUCUAGUGCUGCUUUAUUGGGAUGCAUAUUUUUGCCAAAAUGCCACAUCAUUGUUUUCCGGCCUGACCUCAACCAGAGGGAGAAACUCACAAAGAGACAUUAG